Molecule: messenger RNA, 2401 nt
Organism: Sphaeroforma arctica JP610
Lineage: Eukaryota; Ichthyosporea; Ichthyophonida
Exons: 5
Coding region: 274-1437 (387 amino acids)
Biological process (GO): mitochondrial DNA replication
Cellular component (GO): mitochondrion
Molecular function (GO): single-stranded DNA exodeoxyribonuclease activity
Source: RefSeq, a predicted model, not a curated record
CGGACGGAGGAUGUAUUGCGCGUUCGACAAUAGCAUCACAUCAGCUGUUUACCGGAACGACUUUUAAAACAGAUUGUGGCAUGCGACCUUUGCCGUGGCUUUUAGAUGUUCGUCGUGCGAGUUCGGGGUUCUGAGUUUGUGCGUGUCAAUCUUCGUAUGCUUAAGUGAUUGAGGUAAAGAAGUAUUAAUAGUUGAAUUCUGUGCAACGGCAUCGGAAGAAAUCAUCAUUUAAUAGUUUAUGUACAGUAGUUGAAACCUACACAUAAGUAUAUAAUGCUGUCGUCUUGCCGUUACACAUCGAAGACCCCCUGGUUGGUUCGCUCGUGUUGGACGCGAUCUCACAGCAGUACGAGUACAUUUGUUGACGUCAGUGCUGCGGGUCAACAAAGAGGAAAUACAGGUGAUACAGAGGACACUAAUGUGAGCGUAUUAGCGGACAGAGAUAUUGAAAUCGACAGAAUAUGCGACGCGUUCGGCUUCAGGAUAGGUGCAGAGCAGGAGCGCCCUAUGUCGCUCACGCGCGGCAGUGUUUCCUCUGUAUAUGGCGAUCGAUUCUACUUCCCCGUUGAGGGAGCAGCGGGACUGCUGAGUGUGACCAGCGUAAUCGAUGCUUCAAAGAGGAAAGACACGGGAUCGAAACUGAAUAAGUGGAAAAAUAGAAUGAAACAGGUAUAUGGCGAAUCCAGUUAUCAAGCCGCCCGAAACAUGACACUCGACAACGGUACAAGGGUGCACAAGUAUGCCGAAGACUUUCUAACCGGUAAUAGAAGCUAUAAACUUUCAAGUUCUGAGUUGGAUGAUGUGAGAUUUGCAGAGUGCGCAUUCAGUCUUCGACCGGUGCUCGCGCGGGUUGAAAAGGUUUAUGCCAUUGAGAGUGAUGUAUUCAGUGUCGAAAAAGGUAUUGCUGGGCGGUUUGACUGUAUUGCGAAAAUAGAUGGAAAAUGCGUGUUAAUCGAUUGGAAAACAUCUGCUAAGAAGAAGGCCAAACGGAAGCUCACGGUAAAAGAUCACCACGAGACUCCGUUGCAACUGUCCGCAUAUGUGACCGGGACAAAAGACGAUGCUGCCUACUCCGAUAUUCAUGUGGAAGGAGCUUUGAUUGUAACGUGCUUUUCAACAGGCAGAAUGGUCGAAGAAAUGUGGCUGGACCAGCAGGCCAUAGGCAAAUAUGCACAGGAGUUCGAGAAGUGUGUAGAACUGGCGUAUAGUGAAUUAGAGAGUGCCAAUAUCGGCACCUAUGUUGUGAAUGAGGUUGUUAAGAGUAAGAUCGUCGGUGACAAAAAAAAGCGAAGAGUCAAGAAAACGAAGGUUACAAAAAUUGACAUGAAUAGCGAUAUUGAGUUGGCAAGCUUCUCAUUUGCAGGCUUCGAUCUGAUAGAACGCGAAUGGUCCGAGCUUGACUGUUAUCUGUUUAUGGCAAAAAUUCCGGGGAGGUGAUGCCACAGACUCAGUAGUGCUUAAGUAUAGGAUAAUACCCACAUUAAUUACAUGUAAGAGACUGUAGUUGGUGCGAUUGUAGUUCAUGGCGGAAGAUAAAUGUUGUGCCUCGGAUGAUGAACCAGAUAUUCACUCUCAUAAUAACAGUCUGUAAUGUGACAAUGCGUCACAGGGGUUGGAUAAUCUGAUCGCCAGUGAUCAGUCAGGUUGCUGUUACAAUCUGAUGAUUUUUGUUGCGUGUCUCGUUCCGUCAAGAUUGAGUUGCAGACUAUGCUGCUGCGGCAUACCCAGAGAUGUUUGUAUCCAGCCAGGUAUGGCAUGCUUUUGGCGACUGGAGAACGUUCUAUAGUGCGUUCUCUAGCUAGGUGAUGUUGGCUAGAGAGUAGGCAAGCAAUAAGUAUUGUUCGUUUGCAACUGUAGGUUUAACACUAGUAAUCUGCCAGCGAUAUGUAGGUGCUUUCUCAGUCGACUUUGCGUGGGUAUCAAGAGCUCCAGUAGUGGGUCCUGCUAGGAGUGUGGAGAGGCUUCGAUAAAUUAUGGGCGCAGUGCCCGAGGCCAUUCGCAUAUGUUGCAAUUGCGGUUUCCAGAAUACUUUACAGCUGCACGAGACAAAUUCACAGGUUCAGCAAAUGGUAACCACAAGGCGGCAAAUGAUGGUAGUUCGAUAGAGAAACGCUGCGUCGGUUGUGUAAACUGGCUACAGCGAAAAACCACGCGCGCAAGUCAACCUUGAAGCGCCGGAAAAUCUAUUGUGGAUGUGGAGGCCUCGCAUACAUUGCCACCUGAUGCUGUAGCAAAAUUUCCAUUUGAAGAGCACAGCCCUGGAUUCUCUCCCCUCUAUUGCGUAUGAGGGCUCAGAUCUGGAAAGUGCUCGGAAUUGGCAGCGGCUUUCUUUUUUCAACCGACUACUUUGGAAUAAAUAAAUGUAAGCCCCUUGAAUACCACAGCCGCCAAAUACACGGAG